CCAGAUCUGUUUCCGGGGUGGGCUGUAGGUGGUAGAAACAUUCGCCCUUCGUGCACUUCCGGUCGGAGAAGCGGGACUUCCGGGACUGAUUCUUAUGACCUCUUUGCUGUUGAGCUCUUUCCCUCCCGCCCCGGUCUCCGCUCUUCUGCUCUAUGGAGCCUCACGGGCAGGUAGAGGGAGAGUCCCAUCGGCCCGGCCAUGGCAGCCCAGGCCAGAGUGGAGUCAAUAUGAAUUACGUACCAACGGAAGAUGAAAGGAGAGUCUUCAGAGAAUGCAAUCAGGAGAGCUUCUGGUACAGAUCCGUACCGUUGUCUGCUAUAAGCGUGCUGGUCACUCAGGUGCUGAUCAAGAAAGGAGUUCUUACCACACAUUCAAGAUUUGGCGCUCUUCCAAAACUUGUAUUUGCUGGCUUAUGCGGCUACAUCGGUGGCAAGCUUUCCUAUAUGAAGGCAUGCCAAGAGAAGUUUAAGAAACUAGAGAAUUCACCACUGGGAGAAGUUUUGAGACAACGCAAAGUUUCACCUGAAUAUUACUCUCAAAAACGAGACUUCUCAAAUGUGCCUUCCUCAUCCCCUUUUGAAACUCCUCCAGCAGCAGGACCACCCCCUUCUUCCAUGUACUCUGGGGACAAUCGUGGAAUGGAAUAUUCUAAAUCUAACUAUGAACCAGUCCCCUUCAGUUCUUCCAUGAAUGAAUCUACCCCUACUGGAAUAACGGACAGUGUCCCUCAAGAACCUGGUCCAUUACUUGAAGCCAGUCCAAAGAGAAAAGGAAUCACGUAUGAUGAAUUGAGGAGCAGAAACAGAGAGCUAUAUGAAGCAGGAAUAACACAGAAGUCAGAACUUCCACCAAAGUCUUCACAGGAAAGAGUUUCAAAGAAAGAAGUUAAAGUUAAUAAGUAUGGAGAUGCUUGGGAAGACUGAAAACCUUUCUACUUCUAGAAGACCUCUCUUCAAUCAAGUAUUUCAGCUUUAUCAGUGUUGGUCAAAGAUACCUGAAUAUUCUGCUGUACGCUUUGAAAUGCAGAGAACUGUAAUAAAAGAAAGCCAACUAUA
Molecule: messenger RNA, 1055 nt
Organism: Heteronotia binoei (common prickly gecko)
Lineage: Eukaryota; Metazoa; Chordata; Lepidosauria; Squamata; Gekkonidae
Gene: OCIAD1
Product: OCIA domain containing 1
Exons: 8
Coding region: 153-923 (256 amino acids)
Cellular component (GO): endosome
Source: RefSeq, a predicted model, not a curated record